This is a messenger RNA of Rhineura floridana, 3187 nucleotides long. RefSeq names its product glutamate dehydrogenase 1 (gene GLUD1). The coding region runs from base 333 to 1988 and encodes 551 amino acids. The record is from RefSeq and is a predicted model, not a curated record. Gene Ontology annotation, cellular component: mitochondrion. Gene Ontology annotation, molecular function: L-glutamate dehydrogenase (NAD+) activity. Gene Ontology annotation, biological process: L-glutamate catabolic process. The transcript has 13 exons. Lineage: Eukaryota; Metazoa; Chordata; Lepidosauria; Squamata; Rhineuridae.
GCACACCUCCCAUAACCAGCGAGGGGGGGUUAUUUGGGGUUGCGCCUGCGCAAUAAGGGAGGAUAUUACCACGAACUCCUGGCUUCGACCGCCCUGUUUCCCUCACUCACUCCCUUCCCGGAGGGGCCCACUUAAAGACAGCGACGAGGGCAAGCUUUUCUCUGUGUUGCGCUAGUGGGCCGCGCGCGCACCGGUCUCCCUCCUCCCUCACAUUUUUUUCUUCCCCGCCCUGCCGCGUCGACGCCCUUAAGUUGUUCCCUCAGAGCGGCGGGCGCUAGCUAGCUUCUCUCUGUCCCGUUGCCGUUGAGGUAACUGCUACCGCCGCCACCGCAAUGUACCGUUGCUUGGGGGAGCUUCUGGCGCCCGCUCGCGCCGCCGGCUCAUCGGCGCUGUCCGGCGCGGAGCCGUGCGCGGCGGCCCUGCUGACAGGCAGUGGCCCGGGAAGCAGGGACGCCAGUAGCCGGCGCCGUUACAGCCAAGCUGUGGAGCAGGAGGAUGACCCCAACUUCUUCAAGAUGGUGGAGGGCUUCUUCGACCGAGGCGCCGGCAUCGUGGAGGACAAGCUGGUGGAAGGGCUGCGCACCCGCGAGAGCCCCGAGGAGAAGCGGCACCGCGUCCGCGGCAUCCUGCGCAUCAUCAAGCCCUGCAACCACGUGCUCAGCGUCUCCUUCCCCAUCAAGCGCGACAACGGCGAGUGGGAAGUGAUCGAAGGCUACCGGGCGCAGCAUAGCCAGCACCGCACCCCCUGCAAGGGAGGUAUUCGUUACAGUACAGAAGUGAGUGUUGAUGAAGUGAAAGCUUUGGCUUCUCUAAUGACAUACAAAUGUGCAGUGGUUGAUGUGCCGUUUGGUGGUGCAAAGGCUGGUGUGAAGAUCAAUCCUAGAAAUUAUACAGAUAAUGAAUUGGAAAAAAUCACAAGACGGUUUACCAUGGAACUAGCAAAGAAGGGCUUUAUCGGGCCUGGUGUGGAUGUGCCUGCUCCUGACAUGAGCACAGGUGAGAGGGAGAUGUCCUGGAUUGCAGACACCUAUGCCAGUACCAUAGGACACUAUGAUAUUAAUGCCCAUGCUUGUGUCACGGGAAAGCCAAUAAGCCAAGGUGGUAUACAUGGCCGUAUCUCUGCCACAGGCCGUGGUGUCUUUCAUGGAAUUGAGAACUUCAUUAAUGAAGCAUCAUAUAUGAGCGUCUUGGGAAUGACUCCAGGAUUUGGGGAUAAGACAUUUGCUAUCCAGGGUUUUGGCAAUGUAGGUUUGCAUUCCAUGAGGUAUCUUCAUCGCUAUGGUGCAAAAUGUGUUGCCGUUGGAGAAAAGGAUGGUGCUAUCUGGAAUCCUGAUGGACUUGACCCAAAAGAGCUGGAAGAUUACAAACUGCAACAUGGAUCGAUACUCACCUACCCAAAGUCACAACCCCUGGACUGCCACAUCCUUGAAGCAGACUGUGACAUCCUCAUUCCAGCUGCCAGUGAAAAACAGUUAACAAAGACCAAUGCCCACAAGGUCAAAGCAAAAAUAAUCGCUGAAGGUGCUAAUGGACCCACAACUCCAGAGGCAGAUAAAAUUUUUCUGGAACGGAACAUCAUGGUUAUUCCUGAUCUUUAUUUAAAUGCUGGUGGUGUAACUGUGUCUUACUUUGAGUGGCUGAAGAACCUGAACCAUGUCAGCUACGGUCGCUUGACGUUUAAGUAUGAAAGGGACUCAAACUACCACUUGCUAAUGUCUGUCCAGGAGAGCUUGGAAAGAAAGUUUGGGAAACAUGGUGGAAGUAUUCCAGUUGUGCCUACCGCAGAAUUCCAGGAUAGGAUAUCUGGUGCAUCUGAAAAAGAUAUUGUCCAUUCUGGUUUGGCCUACACCAUGGAGCGUUCUGCUAGGCAAAUCAUGCGUACUGCUAUGAAGUACAAUCUAGGCCUAGACCUGAGAACAGCUGCCUACGUCAAUGCAAUUGAGAAGGUCUUCAAGGUGUACAAUGAAGCUGGCCUGACCUUCACAUAAAUGGAUAGUCAUCUGCUUCAGACAGGCACCCUGUUGUGUACCCUCUUCAGAAAACGUAUUUCAAGUUUACACAUAACCACAGAAAUCCCUCUAUUCUCAAUUAACUAUAAUGGAUAUGAUUCUCAGUUGACUUCAGUUUGAGCUAGUCUUUUAUAAUAAAAAAACCCAGUGGAUUUAGGGCUUCAUGCCAAGAUAUAUCUACAGGUAACCAUCUGCACUUGUUUUGGGUGCAGGGGUGGGGGGAGUUCUAAGUAUUUUCUUGCCAUGAAAUUUAAAAAGGUACCUUUUACUGUAUGAUUUUGUGGUCUUGCCACAAUAAGCAACCUAGCAAAGCUUCAGAUCACAGAACUGUGUACCAUUGGAGCAAACAUCUAACUAUUCAUGCACUUUGGUUUCAAACAAUAACUCUCCUAGCUUUGGCACUUUGAAUAAAGGCCUUGGAUGAUCAAUGCAGUGGCAUUAUCAAAGACAGAAUGGGCCUCCUGCAGGGAAUAACUUUGAUAGGAUUCUCAUUUUUAGCAGCACCAUAGACCUGGUUCUCUUUAGGCAAUGUGUGUGUUUCUUUCUAUAAUCUGUGCUCCUGUUACAGAGAUGCCUUUAAAUCAUGUACUCACCUUCAUUUGACUCAAGUACUACAAGGUGCACAUAAAAAGAUGGGUUCCAGGAGCUAGUAUUUUUAUAAACUGAAGCAGUAACUUUGUUGUACAGGGAUCCAGUGGAAUUAUCUCUUGUGUUUAAUCUCAUCACAGCAUAUUCAUUUUUUUUUAAAAAAAGAAUUGAAAUGUACUUGAGCAUAAUCUUAGGUAGUCCAAAGAACUUGUCUCUUUUACCAUUAGCUAUUGCCUCAAUGAACAAUUAAAUCACUGGCAACAAGGAGGUAAGCUGCUACUACAAACUUUGUGUAGUGUCCUAACAUGCUGACUUUCUGUUCUGUUUUUGGAGGUUUGCAUAUUCUGAACAUAAAUAGUUUAAUAAAGAGGGUCUUGAAGCAGGACUGUAUCACAGUUUUGAGGAUUCUUGAUAAAGUCUUUUGGCCAGAGGAGUCCUAUAUAAAGUGCCAGAUAUAUUUAUGUAAUGAAUAUGAAUGUUUUUUUAAAAAAAACCAAGCCCUCCCAGAAACUUGUUUUUUUCUAGCUACUUUGUACACAUGACAUAACAUGGCAACAAAAGCAAUUAUUAAAAGCUGACCUUUCCAAAAA